GGCUGAAGCACAUGAUGUAUCUGAGCCGCUGGGCAUCGGCAGAGUGAGCCGGAUCAGCUGCUGCAGGAAGCCGCCGCAGCACCACGCGCCGCCAAGCAGCGCCUUUUUUUCCUGGAACAGCGGAGGGAAGCCGCGGCUGCUGGUCCGCUGUCUUAACCAUGGCCCAGCUCUUCUCUCUGGCCGACUGCGAAGUGAUUGGCUUCGACCUGGACCACACGCUGUGUCGCUACAACCUGGUAGAGAGCGCCCGGCUCAUAUAUGAUAGCUUUGCUCAGUACAUGGUAAAAGAGAGAGGUUAUGAUAAAGAACUGCUGAACGUAUCCCCUGAAAGCUGGGAUUUCUGCUGUAAAGGCUUGGUGUUGGAUAUGGAAGAAGGCAACUUCCUUAAACUUGCAGAGGAUGGAACUGUUUUGAGGGCAAGUCACGGUACAAAACAUAUGACCUCUGAAGAGAUCGUGGAGACAUAUGGAAGGAGGGAAUGGAGACAUUUCAAGACAAUGAGUGGAAUGGUUUCUCGUUCAGCUAAAUAUUAUGCCUAUGACAAUUACUUUGAUCUGCCCGGGGCACUUCUUUGUGCACGAAUAGUUGAUGGUUUAAACAAACCUGGUUCUAGACGAAAGUAUGACUUUUGGAAGGAUAUGGUUGCUGCCAUACAGCAUAAUUAUAAAACUUCAGCUUUUAAAGAAAAUUAUGGAACAUACUUUCCAGAAGUAAAAAGCAAUCCAGGGAAAUACAUACAAUGUUGUCCUGAUUCUGUUAAAAAAUGGCUAAGGAAACUGAAGGACAGUGGAAAGAUUCUGCUAUUAAUUACCAGCUCUCACAGUGACUACUGCAGACUCAUAUGUGAACAUACCUUAGGGAAUGAUUUUGCAGACCUUUUUGACGUUGUAAUCACAAAUGCCCUGAAACCAGGUUUCUUCUCUCAGAUACCAAAUCAAAGACCUUUCCGAACUCUUGAGAAUGAUGAGGAACAAGAGGCCCUCUUAGCCCUGGACAAGCCUGGCUGGUACUCUCAAGGUAACUCAACCCAUUUGUAUGAGUUGCUGAAGAAGAUGACUGGCAGACUAGAACCAAAGGUUGUUUAUUUUGGGGACAGCAUGCACUCGGAUAUUUUCUCAGCCCAUCACUAUAGUAACUGGGAGACUGUUCUCAUUUUAGAGGAGCUUCAAGGGGACCAUGUUAUGGUGCCUACAGAGACAGAGUCUGAGCCCUUAGAGAAGAAAGGGAAGUAUGAGGGACAUCAUCCAAAAGCUCUUCAUUCUGUUUCUAAACAGUGGGGUUCAUUCUUUGUGGAUACCAUUUCAGGAAAGGAAGAUGUAGAGGACACCUCAGUAAAUACAUGGUCCUGCAAAUGUGUUAGUUCUUAUAGCACCAUCACAAUCCCAAGUAUUGAAGCAAUAGCAGAUUUGCCACUGGAUUAUAAAUUCAACAGAUUUUCUUCAAAUAGCUCAAUAACUGCUGGUUACUAUCCCAAACCUCCGAGAUCAUUCUUAUCAAGUGGCGAGCCAAUGACAACCAAAUAAGUACUCUGUAAGGAAAAGAAAAUCCGGAUGUCUUUAAUAUUGCUGUAAAUGAAUAUGUCAGAUGCUAAUUGGGAAACAUACAAAUGAAAUGCUUCCUAAAUCCAAACAAUACUUAAAAAAGAA
This is a messenger RNA of Rhineura floridana, 1646 nucleotides long. It is a transcript of the gene NT5DC1, whose product is annotated as 5'-nucleotidase domain containing 1. Gene Ontology annotation, molecular function: 5'-nucleotidase activity. The transcript is spliced from 12 exons. The record is from RefSeq and is a predicted model, not a curated record. NCBI's taxonomy places the organism in Eukaryota, Metazoa, Chordata, Lepidosauria, Squamata, Rhineuridae. The coding region runs from base 159 to 1523 and encodes 454 amino acids.